Messenger RNA from Pseudomyrmex gracilis, 3221 nucleotides. RefSeq names its product protein 60A (gene gbb). Gene Ontology annotation, molecular function: cytokine activity; growth factor activity. The record is from RefSeq and is a predicted model, not a curated record. Gene Ontology annotation, biological process: BMP signaling pathway; SMAD protein signal transduction. Bases 1541 to 2833 code for a protein of 430 amino acids. Gene Ontology annotation, cellular component: extracellular region. The transcript is spliced from 7 exons. Lineage: Eukaryota; Metazoa; Arthropoda; Insecta; Hymenoptera; Formicidae.
ACUGGCAUCGCGAGAGUCGCCAGGAGUCACCCACGGUGACCCUUAGUUCGUCGACGACGAGCGUACGCGUUGGUUUCUCAGCUGUGCCAAUUUGUUGACAGAUCCUUGACAACAUCUUCGCGCGAACGUUCAACCGGAUAUCCGAGACCCGAGACUUCUCCGAUCGAAGAUUCCGCACCGAUUAUUCCGCUUCAUCAUCGCAGUAGAUUCAAUUAAGAUCUCUUACCGUUUCUCUGCAUAUUAUUUUUACGUACUGUUUCAUCAUUGCCGUCGAGUUAUCGCAUUUAAGCAAAAAAAAAAACGGAGUAACUUCGAAGUGCGGCGAAGCUGCCAAUCCGUACCGCGCGCGAUCGCGACAACGGAGGAGAAUUCAACGGGAAUAACAAGUGAAGUAGAAAUUUGACAAGUGGUAACGAACAACACGUUUGACGUUUCUUCUGUGGCGAGCGAGUGCAACGCAAUCCAUUGCAAAAAAAAAAAAAAAAAAACGUCGAAGAGCGAAAAAUAUUAAUUCGGCGAAAAUGAUGAUCGUUCGAUCCGAUGGUAGAUUCGAGUCGCUUUCGGAGAACGUGAAGAUACACGUCGCAAAAGCGUGACCCGCGAAGAAAAAAAAAAAAAAGAAAACACCGCGCGGCGCAUCAAUAAGACGCAAUGCACCGCAAAUUUCUCACCUUCAUCGAAGUCGUCGAAUUCCGACAUACUUGUGGCGAUAUAGAUUCCUCGUUUAAAUUGCGCGUUGACAGUUACGAUCCGAACGAUCGUUUGCUUCGGGAAUUUCACGGUACCAGCGGGCAAAACAAGUUGCAACACGAGGUCACCAAGCCGCUAAGGACACUCGCGGACGACGAGGAGCGUUGGUCGUCGUAGUUGCGCGCGCGCACCCGAUCUUCAUUCCUCCUAACAGCAGAAAUCGCAAAGCGCGCAAUCACCGAGCAUCAACGAUCCAUAUCACGCCCGUUCGCUAGGAUCGAUCGAUCGAGAGAGAAAGAAAGAGAGAGCGAGAAAUCACCGUUACCCAAGAUUCUCGACUGUCGUCGAUCGUGCGAUCGGAUUAAUAUCGUGUAUAUAUAUCUACACAUUCUAGAUUUCGAUCGCCACUCGGAUCGGCGCGCACGCGCGCGCGAAACUUUCGAUUGCGCUGUAACUCGUCAGUGAUUUUCUGAACCGCUUGUGUUUCUCUCUCAAGUGCUCUCAGGAUAAGAAAUAUGUGGAAAUAUUUCUAGAACAUUUGUUCAUUCUGUGUGCAAGUAGUGACACACACGUGUCUCGCCGCGGUGAAGGAAUCGCAGCGACUGUCGAGAAGAAGCAGGUCGGAGAACUUUUCUUCGGAUAAAAACAAGCGAAAGAAAGUGCGAGAAAGAAGGACGUUUCCGAGAUCGCCGAAAAGAUAGACGGCGAACGAUCUCGUUGGCAAUUGCAGAGUGUGUAAAAGAAAAAAAAACAACAAACCAAAAAAAAACGAUAAAGAGAAAAACGUUUUAUAAUUAUUAAACAGGACUUUAGCUUGUUUUUUGUUUUUUUUUUUUUUUAGAGCAUCAAAAUGUCAGUCAGUCCCAUUUCCAUUCUGUUGAUCUUUGCGACGGUCCUCGGCGAUCUUGCCAGUAUCGGCAGCGCCGAGAGAAUGAGCGGCCUUUACGUGGACAACGGGUUUGAUCAGACCGUGGUCCACCGUGUGGUCACUCAUCGUGAGAAACGCGAGGUGGAGCACGAGAUUCUGAAUCUGCUUGGGCUUCCGGAUCGUCCGCGGAACACCAUCGGCAAAACACCUCAGGUCAAGAGAUCAGCGCCCAAGUUUCUAUUGGACAUUUACAAGAACGCCCUCGGCGAGGACGAAGAGGAGAUACCAGUUGUGCGUUCGCGCAAGAGCAAUUGUUCCGAGUUCAACCUCAGCGGGCAGGAUCUAAAGGCGAUCGAUCAGAGCGACGUUAUCAUGAGCUUUGCGGCGCACAAUCAUCACGUCCCCGGGGUGAGGCAUGAACGUGGGAAGAGGCUUUGGUUCGACGUAUCCGAAGUACCACCUGAAGAACAGAUAAUUGGCGCCGAGCUUAGGCUUUACCGCAGCCUGAAUGACGUGAAGAAUAAGAGAAGUCAUGGAUCCUAUACGAUCACGAUAUAUCAAGUGUUGAAGAUCGAGAACGGAACUCGGGAAUUGCAAUACAUCGAUGCCGUGAAUACUACGACCAGCAAGGAGGGUUGGCUAACUUUAAAUGUCAGCGAGGCUCUCGAUCAUUGGAUAAAGUUUCCUGAUGAAAAUCGAGGACUAUAUCUCUCCGUGCAUCCCGCCGAUCGCUUGGUGCACGAAAUGAGACCAGAAGAUGUUGGAAUUGUGGGAUUUCGAGGUGAUCCCGAUAAGCAACCUUUCAUGGUGAGCUAUUUCAAGACCUCGGGCGUAAGGGAGUCCAAAAUCCGACAAAAACGCGAUGCCAGAAGGAAGAAAAAGAGCGAAUCCACCGCAAAUUGGGAUCACAAGAGUAAUCCUUAUACCUUACUCGAAAAUAGUAACGUGCAAUAUCACUCACGAACUUGCAAGAUUCAAACGUUAUAUGUCAGCUUUCGCGACUUGCAGUGGCAGGACUGGAUUAUUGCACCGGAUGGAUACGACGCGUAUUACUGCAGCGGAGAGUGUAAUUUCCCACUGAACGCUCACAUGAACGCAACCAACCAUGCGAUAGUCCAAACGCUAGUGCACUUAGUAAGUCCGGGUAAAGUGCCCAAGCCUUGCUGUGCUCCCACCAAACUUUCUGCCAUUUCCGUGCUGUACUUCCUAGAUGAGAGCAACGUUAUCCUUAAAAAAUACAAAAACAUGGUUGUCAAGAGCUGCGGUUGUCAUUAAAGUAACUCCGUCAAAUAAUUAAUUAAUCCUACUCUUUGGAAUAGAAAUCUUCUUGAAUUUAAAUUUGAGAAGAAACCAUAUAGAAACAUAUUUUACACACAUGACUGUCAAAAAAACUGAUAAAUGUUACUGAAUAUUGUACAUUGUUUUUGACAAAAGUUUUAAAAAAUUUUAUUUUCCUACAAAUAGUCUAGCUUAUUAUUGUUUAACCCACAACUACUAUUAGAUAUGUAUGUUACAGUAAAAGCAUGAAAUCAAUAAUUUUAUAGAAUAACUAGAGUAAAAUUGUGUAUGCAUUUUACUAAUUGAUCGUGUUCAGCGGAAUUCAGCGUUUUGUGUUUAUUGUCUGUGAAUGGCCUAUUGCUUUAGAUAUAUUGUAAAUGUGAAA